Serinus canaria (Common canary) is the source of this 2365-nucleotide messenger RNA. It is a transcript of the gene FERMT2, whose product is annotated as FERM domain containing kindlin 2. NCBI's taxonomy places the organism in Eukaryota, Metazoa, Chordata, Aves, Passeriformes, Fringillidae. Gene Ontology annotation, molecular function: integrin binding. The record is from RefSeq and is a predicted model, not a curated record. Gene Ontology annotation, biological process: cell-matrix adhesion; integrin-mediated signaling pathway. Bases 162 to 2258 code for a protein of 698 amino acids. The transcript has 16 exons. Gene Ontology annotation, cellular component: extrinsic component of cytoplasmic side of plasma membrane; focal adhesion.
CGGCGGGGCAGCGCUGCGGCCCCGAUCCCGCCCCACCGCGCCCCCAGCCCUGCCCCGGGGCGCGGAGCGGGCACAGCCGGGCCCAUCCCGCUGCCGCUGCCGCUGCUGAUCCCGCUCCCGCUCCGUGCCGGGCUCGGCCGGCGGCGCAGGAGGCCGGGGCCAUGGCGCUGGACGGGAUCCGCAUGCCGGACGGCUGCUACGCCGACGGGACGUGGGAGCUGAGCGUCCAUGUCACCGACCUGGGCCGCGACGUCACCCUGCGGGUCACCGGCGAGAUCCACAUCGGCGGCGUCAUGCUGCGCCUCGUCGAGAAGCUCGAUGUCAAGAAGGACUGGUCUGAUCACGCUCUGUGGUGGGAAAAGAAGAAAACUUGGCUCCUUAAAACUCACUGGACGUUGGAUAAAUACGGGAUCCAGGCGGAUGCCAAGCUCCAGUUCACCCCUCAGCACAAACUGCUGCGCCUGCAGCUGCCCAACAUGAAGUACGUCAAAGUCAAAGUCAACUUCUCUGACAGGGUCUUCAAGGCUGUUUCUGACAUCUGCAAAACCUUCAACAUCAGGCAUCCAGAAGAGCUCUCCCUUUUGAGGAAACCCAGAGAUCCAUCAAAGAAAAAAAAGAAGAAAUUGGACGAUCAAUGUGAAGAUGACACCUUCGAGCUGGAGGGGCCUCUGAUCACACCAGGGUCGGGCACCGAUAUUCUUUACAUCGGCCCCGUCAAAGGAAAUAUCUAUUCAAGCCCAGGACUCUAUAGCAAAACGAUGACGCCGACCUACGACGCCCACGACGGCAGCCCCCUGUCCCCCACGUCCGCCUGGUUCGGCGACAGCGCCCUGUCCGAGGGCAACCCGGGAAUCCUGGCCGUGAGCCAGCCCGUCACCUCCCCGGAGUCCUUAGCCAAAAUGUACAAGCCCCAGACGCUGCUCGAUAAGGCCAAAAUCAACCAAGGGUGGCUGGACUCGUCCCGAUCCCUCAUGGAGCAGGAGGUGAAGGAAAACGAGGCUUUGCUACUCCGGUUCAAGUACUACAGCUUUUUUGACCUGAAUCCAAAGUACGACGCGAUCAGGAUCAACCAGCUGUACGAGCAGUCCAAGUGGGCCAUCCUGCUGGAGGAGAUCGAGUGCACGGAGGAGGAGAUGAUGAUGUUUGCAGCACUGCAGUACCACAUCAACAAGCUGUCCAUCAUGUCCUCGGAAAACCACCUGAACCACAGUGACAAGGACGUGGACGAGGUGGACGCCGCGCUCUCGGACCUGGAAAUCACCUUGGAAGGUGGCAAGACAUCAACAAUCCUGGGUGACAUCACUUCCAUCCCAGAGCUGGCUGACUACAUUAAAGUCUUCAAGCCCAAGAAGCUGACGUUGAAAGGCUACAAGCCCUACUGGUGCACCUUCAAAGAUACCUCCAUCUCCUGCUACAAAAGUAAAGAGGAAUCCAACGGGACUCCUGCUCACCAGAUGAACCUGAGAGGAUGUGAAGUUACCCCUGAUGUGAACAUCUCUGGUCAGAAGUUCAACAUCAAACUCCUGAUUCCAGUGGCAGAGGGGAUGAACGAGAUUUGGCUGCGCUGUGACAACGAGACGCAGUACGCCAGCUGGAUGGCCGCCUGCCGCCUGGCCUCCAAGGGCAAGACCAUGGCCGACAGCUCCUACGGCAUGGAAGUGCAGAACAUCCUGUCCUUCCUGAAAAUGCAGCAUUUGAACCCAGACCCACAGCUGAUCCCAGAGCAGAUCAACACUGACAUCAACCCCGAGUGCCUGGUGUCUCCUCGCUACCUGAAGAAGUACAAGAACAAGCAGCCAGGCUAUGUAAGAGACUUGAUCACGGCGCGCAUCCUGGAGGCUCACCAGAACGUGGCCCAGAUGAGCCUCAUCGAGGCCAAGAUGCGCUUUAUCCAAGCCUGGCAGUCGCUGCCGGAGUUCGGCAUCACGCACUUCAACGCGAGGUUCCAGGGUGGGAAGAAGGAUGAGCUGAUCGGCAUCGCCUACAACCGGCUGAUCCGCAUGGACGCCAGCACGGGCGACGCCGUCAAGACCUGGCGCUUCAGCAACAUGAAACAGUGGAAUGUCAACUGGGAGAUCAAAAUGGUGACGGUGGAGUUCGCAGAUGAGGUGCGGGUGUCGUUCAUCUGCACCGAGGUGGAUUGCAAGGUGGUGCACGAGUUCAUCGGGGGCUACAUCUUCCUGUCCACGCGGGCCAAGGACCAGAACGAGAGCCUGGACGAGGAGAUGUUCUACAAACUGACCAGUGGCUGGGUGUGAGCCCCGCCAGCCUCGCCCCGCAGGAACCCCCAUGGCCAUAUUCAUGUUUAACUUUCCAAAGCUGUCCUUUGAGAUAAUGCUGCUUAAUAAAGUAAGCUUGAAAUGUA